Helobdella robusta is the source of this 1332-nucleotide messenger RNA. RefSeq lists its product as hypothetical. The transcript has 9 exons. The coding region runs from base 1 to 1332 and encodes 443 amino acids. Gene Ontology annotation, molecular function: protein binding. NCBI's taxonomy places the organism in Eukaryota, Metazoa, Annelida, Clitellata, Rhynchobdellida, Glossiphoniidae. The record is from RefSeq and is a predicted model, not a curated record.
AUGAGAGACAUCAAGAGUUUUAGAAUCAGUUGUUUUCUGGAAGAAGCUGGAAACAUCUGCGGGAUGUUGCGUUCUUUUCAUAAAAUUCGAAGAUGUCAUCUUCUGAGAAAUUUUGGUGUUCAGCAUCUUCUAAACGAGCAGCAUAAUAAUAAACCACUAUUAUCAGAGAGUGGAUGCAGUUAUAAAGAGAUUAAUCAUAAUACAUCACCAUCAUCUUCAUCAUCUUCUCAAGGAGAUAAGAGGAGUUAUAAUUAUAAAAACAAAAACUAUUAUAAAAAGUUUAAUUUGAAUGUUGAUCAUUGGUUUCAUAACUGUCAGCUCAACUUUUUAGAGGCUGUCGGAUUGGGAACGGCCAUAAUAGCAGGAUUGAGGCUGUCGUGUGAGGUUGAUGAAUUGAAAAAAAAGUGUUACAAGAAAAAAGAUGUUCAAUGUACUAAUUUCUGUCCAGUCAGUCAUUUGAAGAAUGUUACAUCGUUAUUUCUAAACAACUGGAAUGAUAUUUAUCCAAGCCCACUUGGAAAUUUGUACAACCAACUCUUUAAUGACUCCUGCAAUAUUAUAGCAAGUAAUUUGGCUCGUAGAGGAUUUUACAAGAAGGCGACGAUGAUCUGGACUGAGGUGCUGGCCAGGGAUCCACUGCACUUGAAGGCACUUUAUAAUCUGGCUGUCUGUCAUGAACGGGGUCUCGGACUCCAGUGCCAUCUUCAAAAAGCAAUAGAGUUAUAUAGAGUUGCAGCUGAGCAUGGGCAUAUUGCAUCUUGCCACAAGCUUGCACAACUUUACAAAACCAUCAAGCAGCCAGUUGCAAAUGAUGAAGAUGAUAACGAUGAGGCAAAGCUCCACAAAAAGGAAAAAUAUCUUUACUACCCUACUAAGGCAUCCAAACCUGGCAGUUUAGAGGCCAGCAGGGUGAUAGACAUUUUAAAAUUCAAGAGUGACAAUUUAAUUGGUGCAUUGCAAUCUGUUGCAAUUAACAACAAUGAAUGUGUGGAAACGAAUCACUGUUUGAAGCUCUGCAAACAACUUGCUGACGAUGCUGAUGAUUCGGAUGGUGCGUUCAAAUGCGAUGAAGAAAUGUCAGCAAUAAAAUUGACGUCUAACUCGCAGAUAGUUACAAAAUCAAAGCAAUCAUCGCUUUCAUCGCCACAAUCAUCACCAUCGCCAUUCUCACCAACAUCGUUUGAUUGUCCAUAUUCGUCUCAUUUGGUAAAAUCAUCGCCAACGUCAUUAUCAUUUUUACCACCGUUGUCGAUAAAGUUUAAUCUAAGCAAUGGUUAUAAUGGUUACAUGAUCAAAGAUGAGCAAAAUUAUGAACUUCCAGCUCUGACGUGA